Messenger RNA from Mollisia scopiformis, 852 nucleotides. RefSeq lists its product as uncharacterized. The record is from RefSeq and is a predicted model, not a curated record. The coding region runs from base 1 to 852 and encodes 283 amino acids. The transcript has a single exon. Lineage: Eukaryota; Fungi; Ascomycota; Leotiomycetes; Helotiales; Mollisiaceae.
AUGGAAAUUGGUUCGUUUGCUUCCCAAUCGUCCGAGGAGAGGGAGACGUUACGCAACAAUCAUUACGCCAACUGGACCAAAUAUCUCGAUUCGUUCAAACAAUACGAGUCAGAUGUCAAGGACGUCAAGCAGACGGUAAGAGUCUCAAACCAAACUAGCAGCCAUCUCGAAGGCAUGCGGACUUCCGCUCUUGCAAUUGGCUCGAUGAACGCCGCAGCAUAUCCCACCGAUGAUGAUGACGAAGACGAUGUCAUCGUGAAACCUGACAAAUGCCCGAAAUACUCAUCCGAAGUCGAGCAAAUCGACAGCUCUUCACCCGACGACUGUUUCUUUCCGGGGUUCAAGGUUGUCAAGUUUGGCUCGGAUUUCAUUGGCAAGUGCUCAAUCUGUGAUAGAACUUCCAUCAUUGCACUUGUCCUCAAAGUCAAAGACAAAGCCAACUUCAUGAAUCUCAACAGAAAGACUUUCUCGAGGUUCUUGUCCUCCAUGGAUAUCUACGACCUCUUCUACAAACGAAUCUGUUGCGAUGCGUGCGCUAGCUAUCUCAUCGAGCCGAACGCUGGUCUCUUGCCUGUGCCUGUUUCGGGGGCUGUGGCUCUCCUUUCUCCAGAGGACAAUAUGGAUCUGUGGGUUGAGAUGUUGAAUGGUAUUUUCUCAGGUGUUCGUGUCGAUAUCCCCAAGUGGUAUUGGGUGGAGUAUCUGAGGCGGAAAAUCAUCGAGCUUCCUGCAGACGACUCGACUACCAUCGAGGAGAGGCUCUUCAAAGAUGCCUUAACUUGGCUUGUGAGGGGCUUUAAUGGUGAGAUUGAUGGAGAUGGAGAUGAUGCUAGUAGCCAAGUUACUCUUGUUUGA